This is a messenger RNA of Microsporum canis CBS 113480, 2100 nucleotides long. RefSeq names its product member of major facilitator superfamily multidrug-resistance protein. Gene Ontology annotation, molecular function: transmembrane transporter activity. Bases 1 to 2100 code for a protein of 699 amino acids. The record is from RefSeq and is a predicted model, not a curated record. The transcript has 4 exons. Gene Ontology annotation, biological process: transmembrane transport. Lineage: Eukaryota; Fungi; Ascomycota; Eurotiomycetes; Onygenales; Arthrodermataceae.
AUGGCGGACGAGGUGCAAGCAGAGCGUUCCCCAGCUCAAUCAGACGUUAUCAAGGAAGAUGUGGCUGCUCCAAAGCCUGGUGUCAAGUGGACGAAGUAUCUUGGUCUGAAGGGCAAGGAUUCUCAAGCCCUCGAGGAGAGAUGGGCUCACCGGGAGAAGUGGUCGAUGGGUAUACUCAGUGACAAACACACCGAUGAAGUACCAGGAACCAUCCUACUGCUUGCUUCAAAACGAAAUGAACCUCUCGGUCUCAGAAAUACACCAGCUCGAACAUCCGCUACGUCACUACCCUCGCCAUAUCCUCCAUCCAGGUCCUCUUCACGCGGCCCGGCAGCGCCCAAGAAGCGUACAGCAGACGGGACGAUAGUCUUGGAUCCACAGCCGGAAGAGUCCAUGAACGACCCUCUCAACUGGCCUGUCUGGCGUCGAGACCUGGCGAUGCUGUGUCUGGGCUUCUACUGCAUGCUCGGAGGUGGUAUGACUCCCAUCCUGGCUGCUGCAUACAAUGAGGUCUCGCUAGAGUACAGUAUCAGCUUCCACAAGGUUGCCUUAACUACGGGACUCUACAUGCUGGGUCUUGGGCUCGGUUCGGUCGUCAUGUCGCCUACUGCCAUAUUAUACGGUAAACGGCCGGUCUACAUCGCCGGUGCUACCAUGUUCAUCAUCUCUGCGGUCUGGUGUGCUCUCUCUCCUUCUUACGUCAGUCUUGUCAUUGCUCGCAUCUUCCAGGGGUUGGCUGUUAGUCCUGUUGAAUGUCUGCCUUCUGCUACCAUUGCAGAGAUCUAUUUCUUGCAUGAGCGUGCCUAUCGGGUGGGUAUAUAUACAUUGCUGCUUUUGGGAGGGAAGAACUUGAUUCCCCUUGUCAGUGCAGCCAUCACAAACAGUCUGGGAUGGCGUUGGAUUUUUUGGAUGGUUGCUAUCACUACUGGAUUUGGUGCGAUCUUGGUGUUUUUCUUCGUUCCAGAGACCUUCUGGGAUAGAACUCCACGUCCUCGUGUGAAGAGGCCCAAUAUGCGCAGAAGCGUCUCUGAUCUUGUACAUACCCUCCGAGGCAGGUCCUCGCAGCCUGUCACCCCUGGUCCCGAAGAACCAGACAAGCAGCUGGGCGCUGCUACACCCCGGAAGCACAAAGAUGUGCAUGUUGGCUUCGCUGAUAAUGAGAAGUCAGAAGUCGGGAUGGAGGCCAGCAGGGCAGAGUACGAGAAAGACCUUGGCCAGCCUUCCGUUCCGGCUAUAGUGAUUGACCCCGAGGCCCAGCGGUCCGUUCCUGCGUCCAGGGACCAGGCGGAUCCCACAGUCCAGCUAUCCCAACAGCAGAUUUACACCAGUAACCUUCGCGCCAAACCGCCAGUCAGCUUCAUCCAGUCCCUUAAACCAUGGAACGGCCGAAUUGCCAGAGACAGCUGGCUCCGCGUCAUGGUCCGCCCAUUCAUCCUCUUCGCCUACCCUGCCGUCCUCUGGUCGUCCAUGGUCUACGCCCUCUCCGUCGGCUGGCUCAUUGUCCUCUCGGAAUCGGUGGCGGAAGUCUACGCAAACCGCGACGCCUACAAUUUCACCCCUUUACAAGUUGGAUUAGUGUACAUCUCUCCAUUUGCCGCUGGUAUCCUUGGCACAAUAGUGGCUGGCAGAGUGUCCGAUAUCGUCGUUCGAUUCAUGUCCCGUCGAAACGGAGGCGUUUACGAACCUGAGUUCCGUCUCGUCAUGGGUGUUCCUAUCACAUUGGCCACAACCAUCGGCCUAAUGGGCUUUGGAUGGAGUGCUCAGGAGAGAGAUAACUGGAUCGUACCCACUGUGUUCUUUGGCAUCUUGUCCUUUGGUUGUACGCUCGGAAGCACCACGUCCAUCACUUUCUGCGUGGACAGUUACCGUCAAUAUGCCGGCGAGGCGCUAGUGACGCUGAACUUCAGCAAGAACGUUCUUCAUGGCUUUAUUUUCUCUCUCUUUUUCGUCCAAUGGCUCCAGGCAGAUGGAGCCAAGGCGGUGUUUGUUGCAUUAGGCGGCAUUCACCUUGGCUUAAUGCUUUUCACAAUCCCUCUAUAUAUCUAUGGUAAACGAGCGCGUAUGUGGACCGUUCGAAAACGUUUGAUGGAGAAGUUUUAG